This is a messenger RNA of Callithrix jacchus (white-tufted-ear marmoset), 3703 nucleotides long. Lineage: Eukaryota; Metazoa; Chordata; Mammalia; Primates; Cebidae. The record is from RefSeq and is a predicted model, not a curated record.
CAUGAUCCACCCACCUUGGCCUCCCAAGUGCUGGAAUUACAGGCGUGAGCCACCGCGCCCGGCCCCAAGGGAAUCCUGUACUCUUUAAGGAAACUAAUAAAGAUUAAAAUUAGUGGCAUGGAAUUUAAGAACUCUGAUUUACUUUCAAACUAUUAAGAAUCCCUCUAGACUAAGCUACAGUGGGAAUCCCAUCAGUAAAUAGUUGGGUUCAUAAAUGUACUUCCAGAAUCCUGUUGCUCAGCAGAGACUGGGUUACAUAAACUAUUCAGUUAGAAUUGUAGUGGUUGACAAGUUGGAAAUGAUUUGAGUGUUCAUAUUCUUCCUUGUGUUUCAGACCCUUCAGGUUAGCAAAUUUAGGCUUAGAGUGGGCUGUACUUUGGAAAUAUAGUUUUCCUGGCUUCCAGUCCAUUGUUUUAGCAGCUAACUAUGUGAAGUAGCAUUCGUUUUUGUGAUUUUAAAAGUGCAAAAUGAUAAAAAUCUAUAUUUCCUCUGCCUCUUUGAGGCAGUAUUAAGAAGAUGAAAAAGCCCAGGUGAAAUCAGACUUGAGUUCUGAGCCUCAAAUUACUCAUCUAUAGAAUGGAGAUGAUAAUACCAAUUCAGAAGGUGAUGAAAAUGAAGUGAAAUGAUGUUGAGGCCACAUCUGUUUUUAUGCCUAGAAUAUAGUGAGUGCUAAUAUGUUUUCAACCUUUCAAUGGUCAGAGGGCAUUGACAAAAACAAUAAAAAUGUGAAUUGUAUUAUGGGACAGACUAUUUAAGGAAGGGCUGUAUCAACUUACAAAUUUGUUAUUAAUUUGCCAGAAGGACAACCAUGAAACCCUAUACAUUUUGUACUUCAAAGAUAAUGUAAAUGUAAAUAACUAAAAUGAGAUCAAAUUUAUCCCACAACAAAAAUUACAUAACAUGCCCAAAGGUCAGUACUGUCAGCUCAGAAUUCCAAAUCAUUCGUUGUUAUAGCAUAAGAAUGUCUCUUGCUUUCAAAGAAACCCACUGUUAACACCAUAGAAUUUCCUGAAGGCAAAAACAAACCCUUAGUUUAUAUUGUGUAGGUGGAAAAAUGGCUUGUAUCCAGAAUAUUAAAAGCUCUUAGAACUCAAGAACAGAAAGACACCCCAUUCUAAAACUUGGCAAAGAGUCUGAAUAGACCUUUUUCAAAAUAACAUAAACAAAUGACCAAUAAGCACCCCAAAAGAUGCUUAUCAUCACUAUCUUUAAGAAAUGCAAAUCAAAACCACAGUGAGAUGCCACUUCAUACCUACCAGGAUGGCUGAAAUAAAGACAGAGAAUAGUUGGUGAAGACUGGAGAAAUUGGAACCCCUGUACAUUCCUAGUGGAAAUGUAAAAUGGUAUAACCAUUUUGGAAAAUAGCCUGGUAGUUCCUCAACAGGUUACAAAGUUAGCAUAUGACCCAGCAGUUGCAUUUCUAGGUAUAUACUGAAGACAAUUGAAAAUCAUAUGUUCACAUAAAAGUUUAUACAGAUGUUUAUAGCAGCCAAAAGACUGGAAACAACCCAAAUGUCCACCUACUAAUGAAUGGAUAAACAAAAUGUACAAUGGAAUAUACAAUAAUAUACAAUGAAAUAUUAGCAAUAAAAAGGAAUGAAAUACUGAUACGUUCUGCAACAUGAAUGAACCUUGAAAACAUUGCUGAAUAAACUGGGCACUGUGGCUCAUGCCUCUAAUCCCAACAAUUUGAGAGGCCAAGGUGGGAGGAUCACUUGAAGCCAGGAGUUCAAGACCAGCCUGGGCACCAUAGCAAGGCCCCAUCUCUACAAAAAAAAUUUUUUUUGGCUGGGCGCGGUGGCUCAAGCCUGUAAUUCCAGCACUUUGGGAGGCCGAGGCAGGUGGAUCACGAGGUCAAGAGAUCAAGACCAUCCUGGUCAACAUGGUGAAACCCCGUCUCUACUAAAAAUACAAAAAAAUUAGCUGGGCAUGGUGGUGUGUGCCUGUAAUCCCAGCUACUCAGGAGGCUGAGGCAGGAGAAUUGCCUGAACCCAGGAGGCAGAGGUUGCGGUGAGCCGAGAUCGCGCCAUUGCACUCCAGCCUGGGUAACAAGAGCGAAACUCUGUCUCAAAAAAAAAAAAAUUUUUUUUUUAAUUAGCUGAGUGUGGCGCUGCCUGCCUUUGGUCCUAGAUAGUCAGGAGGCUUAGGCAGGAGAAUCACUUAAGCCCAGGAGUUUGAGGAUGCAGUGAACAGUGAACCCCCACUGCACUAUAGCCUGGGUAGAAGAGCAAGACCCUGCCUGUGAAUGAGUGAAUGAAUCCGUUUUUUUGCUUUUUUUUACUUCAAAACCACAAUCAGAAGAAAUUUUCUAUGAAAUUUCCAAUGUGAGCAAAUCUAUAGAGAAAGAGCUGGAACAGCCCAAAUGGGGAGUGACUGCCAAUGGGAUAGGAGUUUUUUUGGGGGGGUGAUAAAAAUGUUCUAAAAUUCUGUAAUGCUCCACAAUUCUUUGAAAACAUUAAAAGCCAUUGAAUUGUACACUUAAAAUUCAGUGGGUGAAUUACAUGGUAUGUGAAUUACUGAAUACCUUACUAAAAACUUUUAAAAAGAAAGUGAGCUGGGUACAGUGGCUCACGCCCGUAAUCCCAACACUUUGGGAGGCCGAGGUGAGUAGAUCACCUGAGGUCAAUAGUUCGAGAUCAGCCUGGCCAACAUGGUGAAACCUCUUCUCUACCAAGAAUACAAAAAUUAGCUGAGUGUGGUGGCAUAUUCCUGUAGUCCCAGCUACUCGGGAGGCUGAGGCAGGAGAAUCGCUUGAACUCAGGAGGCAGAGGUGACAGAGCGAGACUCUGUCUCAAAAAAAAAAGAAAAGUAGAGUAAGUAAGCCCUUGCAUCUAUUUAAAUGAUUUGCGAGAAGGGUGAUAAGACCAUUCAAAGUGGAAAGGAUAACUUUUCAACAAAUAAUUUUUAGGAAAAUUGGAUAUCCACAUGCAAAAAACCGAAAUUGGACCCUUACCUUACAAGUUGCACCAUAUAUAAAAUUAAAAUAGACUAGGCGACGCGCCGGUAAGCAACAGCCUCGGCCAGCGCUGGAUCAAGCGGGCUACCAUGGGGAAAAUCGCGCUGCAGCUCAAAGCCAUGCUAGAGAACAUCACCAAUGUCCGGCCUGUGGGCGAGGACUUCCGGUGGUGUUUGAAGAUGAAAUGUGGCAACUGUGGUGAGAUUUCAGACAAGUGGCAGUACAUCCGGCUGAUGGAUAGUGUGGCACUAAAGGGGGGCCGUGGCAGUGCUUCCAUGGUCCAGAAGUGGAAGUUGUGUGCAAGAGAAAAUUCCAUUGAGAUUUUAAGCAGCACCAUCAAGCCUUACGAUGCUGAAGACAAUGAGAACUUCAAGACAAUAGUGGAGUUUGAGUGCCUAGGCCUUGAACCAGUUGAUUUCCAGCCUCAGGCUGGGUUUGCUGCUGAAGGUGUGGAGUCAGGGACAGUCUUCAGUGACAUUAAUUUGCAGGAGGAUUGAACUGACUAUGAUGAAAAGGCCCAGGAGUCUGUGGGAAUCUACGAGGUCACCCACCAGUUCGUGAAGUGCUGAUCCCUCUUCCUGCACACUUGAACUGAGAAAGGACAAAGUACUGUAAGCAGCAGAUCCCACAGGGGCUGGUUCCUUUGUCCCUUGUCUCCUGGCGGCUGUACCAAACGUUCACAAUCUGCUGGUUGGACUUUAUUGCAGCUUCCCAAGCCCCAUCAAUAAAGCCCCUGUUUGUGCUACA